CCCCCCGCGCCCCCCCGCCGCCCUCGGUGGCUGCUGAGGGGAGGAGGAAGGAGCCGCCGCCGCCGCCGCCGCCAUUACGGGCCGAGCCCGCCCCGCGCGGCCCACGGGGACAUGGCGCCGCCGCCGCGGGGGGAAUUCAGCCUGUCCAAUUACGAGGAUCAGCGCGAGCUGAGCUGCUGCCGGUACAUACAUUAUGGGAACAACAAACUUGAUUGCCCUUGCCAUCUGCCUGGAUUGAUAACUGUCACCCCUCUUCCAAUAAGCUCUGAAAGUCGCACGGGUUUCUGAAAACACUAACCUCUCGGCAGCAGUUGACUGUGGCAGGAUGUGUGGACGAUGAUGAUGGCAAGAAAGCAAGAUGUUCGUAUUCCCACCUACAACAUUAGUGUGGUGGGAUUGUCUGGGACGGAGAAGGAGAAGGGGCAGUGUGGCAUCGGGAAGUCCUGCCUCUGCAAUCGCUUUGUCCGGCCUAGCGCAGAUGACUUCCAUUUGGACCACACUUCCGUUCUCAGCACCAGUGACUUUGGAGGGAGGGUCGUUAAUAAUGAUCACUUCCUUUACUGGGGUGAAGUGGUUCGUUCCCUGGAGGACUGCGUGGAAUGUAAAACGCAUAUUGUGGAACAGACUGAAUUUAUCGAUGACCAGACUUUUCAGCCGCAUCGAAGCACGGCCCUGCAGCCCUAUAUCAAAAGGGCAGCUGCAACCAAACUUGCGUCAGCUGAAAAGCUCAUGUAUUUUUGCACUGAUCAGCUUGGGCUGGAACAGGACUUUGAACAGAAACAAAUGCCGGACGGAAAGCUGCUCGUCGACGGCUUUCUCCUCUGCAUUGACGUUAGCAGGGGCAUGAACAGGAAUUUUGAUGAUCAGCUGAAGUUUGUUUCCAAUCUUUACAAUCAACUUGCAAAAACAAAAAAGCCCAUUGUGGUGGUCCUGACAAAGUGUGACGAAGGCGUGGAGCGGUACAUUCGAGAUGCACAUACUUUUGCCUUAAGCAAAAAGAACCUCCAGGUUGUGGAGACCUCUGCAAGGUCCAAUGUGAACGUUGACUUGGCUUUCAGCACUUUAGUGCAGCUAAUUGACAAAAGCCGGGGGAAGACUAAAAUUAUCCCCUACUUUGAAGCCUUGAAACAACAGAGCCAGCAGAUAGCUACUGCAAAAGAUAAGUAUGAGUGGCUGGUUAGCCGCAUUGUCAAAAAUCACGGUGAAACAUGGUUGAAUGUCAGCCGAAAGAUGCAGUCCUCUCAAGAAUAUUUGGACUAUGUCUAUCUGGAAGGAACCCAGAAAGCCAAGAAGCUGUUUCUCCAACACAUUUAUCGUCUCAAACAUGAGCACAUCGAACGCAGACGGAAGAAGUAUCUCGCUACUCUUCCUCAGGCGUUCGACGCCCUCAUCCCCGACCUGGAUGAAAUCAAUCACCUGAGCUGCAUAAAAGUCGAGAAACUACUGGAGACAAAGCCAGACUUCUUGAAGUGGUUCGUUGUCCUGGAAGAGACGCCCUGGGAUGCGACCAGCCAUAUAGACAACAUGGAAAACGAGCGCAUUCCUUUCGACCUGAUGGAGACUCCGCCCGCAGAACAGCUUUAUGAAGCCCACUUAGAAAAGCUGAGGAACGAGAGGAAAAAAACCGAAAUGAAAAGGCUUUUCAAGGAUAACCUGGAGACUUCCCCUUUCAUAACACCUGGAAAGCCAUGGGAAGAGGCUCGGAGUUUCAUCAUGAAUGAGGAUUUUUACAUGUGGCUGGAGGAAUCUGUCUAUAUGGACAUCUACAGCAAACACCAAAAACAAAUCAUAGAGAAAGCAAAAGAGGAGUUACAGGAACUACUUCUAGAGUAUUCGGAGUUGUUUUAUGAGCUAGAGCUCGAUGCCAAGCCCAGCAAGGAGAAAAUGGGUGUCAUUCAAGAUGUGUUGUGUGAAGAGCAAAGAUUUAAAGCACUACAGAAGCUGCAAGCAGAGAGAGAUGCCCUUAUUCUGAAGCACAUUCAUUUUGUAUAUCACCCAACAAAGGAAACAUGUCCUAGCUGCCCUGUGUGUAUAGACUCAAAAAUUGAACACUUGAUUAGUUCCAGGUUUAUCAGACCAUCCGAGCGCAAUCAGAAGAACUUUCUGUCGGACUCCAACAUAGAUAGGAUCAACCUGGUUAUACUCGGCAAAGAUGGCCUAGCACGCGAGUUGGCAAAUGAGAUUCGAGCUCUUUGCACGAACGAUGACAAGUAUGUGAUAGAUGGUAAAAUGUAUGAACUUUCCCUGAGGCCAAUCGAAGGUAACGUCCGACUGCCCGUUAAUUCUUUCCAGACGCCAACGUUUCAGCCUCAUGGUUGUCUCUGCCUUUACAAUUCAAAGGAAUCUCUCUCUUACGUUGUGGAAAGCAUUGAAAAAAGCCGAGAGUCGACCCUUGGCCGAAGGGACAACCACUUGGUUCAUCUUCCUCUGACACUAAUCCUGGUCAACAAGCGUGGAGACACCAGUGGAGAAACACUACAUAGCUUAAUACAGCAAGGGCAGCAGAUCGCUAGCAAGCUACAGUGCGUCUUUCUUGACCCUGCUUCCGCCGGCAUUGGGUACGGGCGUAACAUUAAUGAAAAGCAAAUCAGUCAAGUUUUGAAAGGGUUGCUAGACUCGAAGCGGAACUUGAACCUGGUCAGUUCCACAUCUAGCAUCAAAGAUCUGGCAGACGUGGACCUUCGCAUCGUUAUGUGUCUGAUGUGUGGAGAUCCUUUUAAUGUGGACGACAUCCUCCUGCCUGUCCUCCAGUCCCAGACCUGCAGGCCCUCUCAAUGCGGAAGCAGCAGCUCCGUUCUUCUCGAGCUCCCAAUAGGACCGCACAAAAGGCGCAUCGAACUCUCCAUCCUUUCGUACCAUUCCUCGUUCAGCAUUAGGAAAAGCCGUUUAGUCCAUGGGUACAUUGUAUUUUACUCGGCCAGACGUAAGGCGUCCUUGGCUAUGUUACGUGCCUUUCUUUGCGAAGUGCAGGAUAUUAUCCCCAUCCAGAUCGUGGCGCUCACAGAUGGCUCGAUGGACAUCCUUGACAACGAUUUGAGUAGAGAGCAGUUUACAGAGGGAGAAGAGAUCGCGCAGGAGAUAGAUGGAAAGUUUACGACGAUACCUUGCAGCCAGCCUCAGCACAAGCUUGAGAUCUUUCACUCAUUUUUUAAAGACGUGGUGGAGAAAAAAAACAUAAUCGAAGCCACUCACAUGUACGACAAUGCUGCUGAAGCGUGCAGCACGACAGAAGAAGUGUUCAACUCGCCCCGGGCUGGCUCGCCCCUCUGCAAUUCCAAUCUCCAGGAUUCGGAAGAAGAUAUCGAGCCUCCAUCCUACAGCCCGUUCAGAGAAGACACAUCUAUGCCCACCUUGUCCAAAGAUCAUUCUAAACUUUCCAUGGAGCUGGAGGGGAACGAUGGUCUGUCUUUCAUUUCUGUUAUGAACACUUUUGACAGCAAGCUGAACAACAAAGUACCUCCUCCGGUGAAACCAAAGCCCCCUGUCCACUUCGACAUUACCAAGGGGGAUCUGUCGUAUUUGGAACAAGGGCAUCGAGAUGGACAGAGAAAGUCUGUUUCUUCUAGUACCUGGUUGCCCCCGGAUGGUUUUGAUCCUUCUGAUUAUGCCGAGCCUAUGGAUGCUGUGGUCAAGCCAAGGAACGAGGAGGAGAAUAUAUACUCCGUGCCUCACGACAGCACCCAAGGCAAAAUCAUCACCAUUCGUAACAUUAACAAAGCCCAGUCCAACGGCAGCGGGAAUGGUUCAGACAGUGAAAUGGACACGAGCUCUCUGGAACGUGGGCGAAAAGUGUCCAUCGUUAGUAAGCCCGUGUUGUAUCGGACGAGGUGCACACGGCUUGGGAGGUUUGCCAGCUACAGAACCAGCUUCAGUGUUGGUAGUGAUGACGAACUGGGGCCUAUUAGGAAGAAAGAGGAAGACCAGACGUCCCAAGGAUAUAAGGGGGAUAAUGCUGUUAUUCCGUAUGAGACUGCUGACGGCGAAGACCCGAGGAGGAGGAACAUUCUGCGCAGUUUAAGAAGGCCAGCCAAGAAACCAAAGCCCAAGCCUCGGCCGUCCAUCACAAAGCCCACGUGGGAAAGUCUCUAUUUUGGGGUGCCUUUGACCAGCGUAGUGACUCCAGAAAAACCCAUUCCCAUCUUUAUCGAGAGAUGUAUCGAGUACAUUGAAGCAACAGGGUUGAGCACAGAAGGCAUCUACCGCGUGAGUGGAAACAAGUCGGAGAUGGAGAGUCUGCAGAGGCAGUUUGAUCAAGAUCACAACCUGGACCUGGCCGAGAAGGACUUCACGGUGCACACUGUGGCCGGGGCCAUGAAAAGCUUCUUCUCAGAACUGCCCGACCCCCUGGUACCCUACAACAUGCAGAUUGAGCUGGUGGAAGCCCACAAAAUAAAUGACCGGGAGCAGAAGCUGCACGCGCUCAAAGAGGUGCUGAAGAAGUUCCCCAAGGAGAACCACGAGGUCUUCAAAUACGUCAUCGCGCACCUGAACAAGGUCAGUCACAACAGCCGCGUGAACCUGAUGACGAGCGAUAACCUGUCCAUCUGCUUCUGGCCGACGCUGAUGAGGCCAGAUUUCAGCACCAUGGACGCCCUGACGGCCACCCGCACCUAUCAGACAAUCAUUGAACUCUUCAUCCAGCAGUGCCCCUUCUUUUUCUACAAUCGGCCCAUCCUCGAGCCCCCCAGCGCGACGCCCAGCUCCCCCUCGGCGGUCCCUGCCACCACGCCCUUCCUGACCUCCACGCCCGUGACGACCCACCCGUCCCCCCCACAGACUCCCCCUCCGUCCCCGCAGUCCCCCCUCCAGCCUCUCCUCCCGCCCCAGCUGCCAGCGGAGCAACACAUGCUGUGAGCUGCCGCGCAGCGGGCAACGGUGGCCUGGUCUCUCCUCCCGCCCGGCGCGGAGGUUGGAAACUGAAAACCCCAGGGGCCUGCUCUCCCUCUCUCCCCACACCCCGUGGCAGCGACGGCAGUCUGACCGCGCAGGAGCACGUCGGAGGCACGUCGCAGACUGGCGCUGGGCGGGUUGGCUCGAGAUGGACACCGUGUGCGGGGAGGGAAGGGGGCCCCUUUUGAGCAGCUGACGCCGUCGGAGCAGGAUCAGCUCCGGUCCAAGCCAACCUGCAGACAUUCGCGCGAGCGCCGUCGCGGCCGGGACCCUUUGGACCGCUUGGGAACCACCCUUCAACCUGUGCAUGCCGAGAUCCCGGCGCGGAGCCCGUGGAGAAAAGCCCGCUCACAUUCCACAGGCGAUUAGUCGAGGCUCGUCGCGCCGCGGAGAUACUGUCCGCCCCGCGGGGACCAGGACUCGGAGCGGCACGUCGGCGCCUCGGCUCCCAUCGCCGCCCGCCUGGACCACGGAGCUCGCGACCGAGCGCAGCUUGGGCGUGAGCAAAGCUAGAAUGUAACCGUGGACUUGUGCGCGCACGGGGGCCGGGGGGGCUCCCUCUGGGAACAGAGGGACACUGGAAAUGCCCACGCUCCUGCCACGUUCGCGGAGAGAGGAGACUGGCGGCCCCUUCCGCUCGGGUGCCCUCAGCGGCCGGGCGCGGCAGGCUCCCUGGUUCAGCAUCCCCUCGGCAAAUGGUUAGCGUAGGAUUUUUUUCUCAUCCCUCCCUCCCUCCCUCCCUCCCUCCCUUUGGCAAUUAGCACUUACCGGAAGAGAGGUUUGGAAACACUGUAGCUGUUGACUGUCAGCCGGAAGCUGGAUUUUGAUUCCUUCGGAACACUAUUGUUAUGGAAACACUAUCGUUACGCUCUGUGUGUGUGCGUGUGUGUGCAUGCGUGUGUGUGCAGCAGGGAGGGAAGCGUGUCAUGGAGCGCUCGCAGCUUCAGCUGCCGUGGGGCGGCCGUUCGAGCGGCUGUUGCUGGCUUUGCUUGUGGGGGUGGGAUUCUCGCAGAAGCAAAUGCACUACAGAGGCCCCUCGGGCCUUGGCGCGGAGCUGGGAGCCCGACAGCCGUGGAGCGGGCCCGGCUCCAGCCCCCAGGCGGGUCGGUAGGCCACGUGGGUGAAGGCCGUGGCUGCUUGGGCCACCAGCGGUCGCGCGGAGACCUGCGGAGGGCGGAUGCUGUAGAAUCGGGGCCAGGGCAGCGUGUGCUUAAGAGGAGUGUGCGCACGUGGGGGUUUCUUGCUGCCUGCCUCGGCGUGGCACCUCCCCUGGCAUGGGGCCGCCACGGGCACACGUAGGCUGCACUGCUGCAGCGCGACUCCCAGAGUCAUCCCCGAGCUGCCGGUCGUCCUGCCUGCGGCCCCCGCCCCAGCCAGCCUCCUGCCCUCCUGCCCCUCGCGGUUCGGCUGCCGCGUUGCACAUCUCUUCCAUCGUGUGUGUGUGUGCGUGCGUGUGCAUGUGUGUGUGUGAAGCCCUCCCCUUCCCCAGUAACACAGGGCGGUUUUUAACUGGAGUUUCUAUGGUACCACUGGGAGAGAUCCCCCCCAAGGCCCCUCCUGUGUCUCUUCGCACUUUAAAACGGGAUCCGUGGAUUGUUCCUGUUUUUCUGUUUCCAAGGACGUUUGAGUCACUGCGUGGAUCCAGUUAAGCUAGCUUAGAAAGGGCAGCCGCUCGGAGCCCCCGCCUGCCCUUACGGACCAAGAAACCCGCUUUCAUCCUGCUUCGGCCAGAGUAACUUCUCCCAGCUUCCUCCCGCUCCUCCACCCUCCCGCGUGAAAGCAGCCGCUCUUCCGUAAAUCACUGGCCGGCGAUUUGGGCUUUCGAGUUCUUUCCAAGGGCCGAACCCGCGGGGUUGGGCCGUGACCAGAGCGGGAUGGGGUCCCGGGGUAGCCGCCCCUUGCCCAGUUCAGGCGAUCUGAGCUGCUCUGCUUUUUCCCCCCACCCAGAGCCCCGCGAGGGGAGGGUUUGAGGGUCGCUGGCUCUGCGCAAGAGGUCUGUUUCCGUGCCUUUCUGUCGCUCUGACGCCAGCCUGCCUGCGGGAGCGCCGAUCUGGAAGUCCCCGCAGCCGCCCUCGUCCGCUCCCCAAAGGAAGUCCCAUUCCUGCCACGCUCGGGCCUGCGGCACCCCGUUGUCGUCUGGGUAGUGUGGCCUGGCAGGGUGUGUCCCCCGCAUUGUUGGCCCCUCGUGGACAGCCCGCCCUCCUCCCGUGGCCUCCGGCGGUGGGAAGCCUACGCUUGGCCCCUGCUGCGGAGAGGAAGAGGAGGGAAGACCGGGCUCGGAGGGGCAGCAGGGCACGGGCGCCGCGGCUUCUGGUGGCGUGACGGCCCAGUAAGUGACAGGUCUCGUGUCCCCGCGUGUUUGUGGCCUGUUGCAGCCACGUGCUUCCGGCGUGCGGCGCUUCUCCUUUGCCGGGAGCUGGAGCCGCGGGGCUGGAAGGGACCUCCAGGGUCCCUCCCGGGGCAGGAUCAGCCCGUACCGAUCUGAGCACGGGGUAAAAAGAUACGGUAUUGGUUUGCCCCUGAGCCGAGGGGCAAGCCCCCUGGCCAUGCCCAUGACACCCGUGGCGGGGCCAGGGGUGAAGAGGCUCAAAUACCCCUCUGGCCGCCAGGCAGCGCGGCCCGCGCCUCGGCACGUCCUCUCGGAAGCUUUCGGGACCUCGUUCCCGGCCUCCCGCUUUCUCCCCGCUCCGUUUUGCCUUCUCCUCGGCGCUCGGCGGCCGCGCUCCUCGCUCAUCUCCGUUGUCAGUUUUUAAAGCAAACGUGACCCCUCUUUAUCAGUAGCCGGCGCCGAGGCGUCCUUCACGUGCUCCAGGCAAAGCCCAACCCAAAUCGCAAGAGGAUCGGGGACGAGACGCCUACCGGACACACGGAGCGUUCCCGUGUCACGCAGCCAAUCUAUGUUAUGUUAUUUUAUUUUAUGUUAUUUUAUUUUAUUUUAUUUCCCCCCCUCUCUCCGGGCUGCCUUUGGCUCCUCUGCUUGGCAAUUAACAUUUCCGCAGUGAUUGUACCUGUGACAUUUUAGUUCCCGAACGGUAAUCAGAGCGGGGGAACGAUAUUUUUAACCACUUCCAUUUUAAUUGCUGCGCUGAUCACUUGCCGUAAUUCCAGGGACUCAGCCGCGGGGGUCCCGAGUCAGAGGUGAUUUGAUCUCUCUUUCUUUUGUUCAGACGCUCGUGGUUUUACUUUGUCUGCCCCGGACCAUCUUCUCAUUCAAGUACGUGCCGAUCUGUCUGUCUCUAACCCGCAGCCCCAUGGACUUCCCGCCACCGGGCUUUUUUCCCAACCUGUGUAAUGGAGCCUAGUUUUUACUUGUUAGGUUUAACCCCCCCUCCCUUUUUUUUGUAAAACCCGGAAAUACAAUAGAAAUAUUGUAUUUCCCUGUAGUUUUAAGGCAGGACAAUAAUAAGUUAUUGUUUAAAUAAAAGGAAAAAAGUUCAUUUUUUUUCCCUGUGUACAUUAAAAAACCCCAACAAAUCUCUCCAAGCGUAUGGGAAUUGAAAAACAAAAAAGACUUGUCCUGAAAAGUUGGAUUAGUGCCGCACCCAACUUAUUUUUCUGGUACUUGUAUUUUCACAUGUAAAAUGAUCUCUCUCUAUGUUGAAUUAACAAAUAUUUUGAGUUCAAGGAAAGAAAAAAACAAAAAAAAAAAAAGAAGAAGCAUAUUCAUGGUAUUAAAAUGUGUUAGUAGUUCCAGCUGAGUAUGUGCCCGAAACCCAAGGUUUUCGCCGAAAAGAAAACAGAAAAAGUGAAGACCUGUAUGUAAAGCAAAGAGCAUAACGGUUCUUUCUUUGUAUUUCUAGAGGUCUAACAACAUCCUUUAGUUUUUGGUGAUAGACUCUUUAUUUUGACGCUUCUUUUAAGGACUUUUUUUUAACAAUUUGUGGUAAUUUCCAGGGCCAGAUCCCAGUUAAUGCAUGAUGAUGUUGAAAGCUCUGGGCCAGAAAAAGCCCCUCUACCCCAUCCCACCCCCCUUUUUAUUUCUGCUGAGUUUUAAAAGAAAAAAAAUCAUGUAUUUGCUGCAGAGUAUUGUAAUUGUCUCAAUGGGAAUGGUGUACAAACUUCAAGGCCUUACGUGAUAUGUAUCAUAGUUAAUAAAUCAAUCUUGUAAAAAAAAAA
Molecule: messenger RNA, 9006 nt
Organism: Alligator mississippiensis (American alligator)
Lineage: Eukaryota; Metazoa; Chordata; Crocodylia; Alligatoridae
Gene: ARHGAP35
Product: Rho GTPase activating protein 35
Exons: 7
Coding region: 337-4854 (1505 amino acids)
Biological process (GO): signal transduction
Molecular function (GO): GTP binding; GTPase activity
Source: RefSeq, a predicted model, not a curated record